Xenopus laevis (African clawed frog) is the source of this 6178-nucleotide messenger RNA. It is a transcript of the gene eml4.L, whose product is annotated as echinoderm microtubule associated protein like 4 L homeolog. Gene Ontology annotation, molecular function: microtubule binding. Gene Ontology annotation, cellular component: microtubule organizing center; mitotic spindle; spindle. The transcript is spliced from 24 exons. Gene Ontology annotation, biological process: microtubule cytoskeleton organization. Bases 156 to 3239 code for a protein of 1027 amino acids. Lineage: Eukaryota; Metazoa; Chordata; Amphibia; Anura; Pipidae. The record is from RefSeq and is a predicted model, not a curated record.
AUUGGUGCACAGUGAGGCAGGUGGGCGCGGCGUUGUACAGGCAGGAGAAGUAACAGAGUGUGUGAGGGAGAGAGGAGGGAGAGAUACAGUGUCCGUCCCCUUAUACACAGCAGCGGUACCAGUGACACGGCCUCCUCCUCCCGCGGAUUCACUGAAUGAGAGGAGAGAACCCUCAGCUCAGACACGUCCGGGAAGGCGCCUCUUCCUGUCACUCUCAGCCGGAGCCGCGAGGAGCCCAGCAGCUGCAAAUGGACGGAUUCGCCGGCAGCCUGGAUGACAGUGUUUCUGCUGCGAGUACCUCUGAUGUACAAGACCGCCUGUCUGCCUUGGAGUUAAGAGUUCAGCAGCAAGAAGAUGAAAUCAUUGUGCUUAAAGCGGCCCUGGCCGAUGUCCUCCGGCGCCUGGCCAUUUCCGAAGAUCAAGUGGCCACUGUCAGAAAAGCUGUGCCCAGCAAAGGUCCAGCCACACUGCGGGAGGCCCUGUCCAUGUCUUGCAUUACAAAUGGAGGUGCUGGCACCAGAAAACCAAGUCAUGCUACAUCUGUGGCUAAGAAGGAUACACUGUCAUCAGCUGCCAAAAGCGGCUCAGAGAAAAAGAAAAGCCAAGGAGUGAGAGAGAGAGAGGAAUCUCAUGCACAUGAUCAUAAUCUGCACAAUCCAUUAAAUCAAGCGUCCCCUUCUCCCCAGCCUUCCCCCCAGCCAGCCCAGACUCACAGACAAAAUCAGGAAAGCAAGAACCCCGCGUCAGCAAAAAGUGUAAAAAGAAGCUCCACCAUAGAGAAAUCACACAAUUCCUGGGAUGCCUCCGAGGAGAACCGCAAUAAACUCAUGAGAGCUACUUCUGCGUCUAAAUUGGCAUCGAAAGUUGCCAAAGCCACAGACAAGCAUAAAGAUAUUAUCAUCAGCCCAGCAAAAAUGUCCACAAGAGAAAAAAACAGCCAAGAAGGCGAAUAUAUAAAGAUGUUCAUGCGAGGCCGACCAAUCACAAUGUUCAUUCCUUCGGAUGUGGAAAACUACGAUGACAUCAGAACAGAACUGCCCCCCGAAAAAUUAAAAUUGGAGUGGGUUUUUGGUUAUCGGGGAAGAGACUGCCGAGCCAAUGUUUACCUCUUGCCUACAGGAGAGAUUGUAUAUUUCAUUGCAUCCGUAGUUGUGCUGUUCAAUUACGAAGAAAGGACUCAGCGGCACUAUCUCGGUCACACCGACUGCGUUAAAUGCAUUGCAGUGCAUCCAGAUAAAAUCAGAAUCGCAACAGGACAAAUCGCUGGGGUGGACAAGGAUGGAAGACCUCUACAGCCUCAUGUUAGAGUCUGGGACUCAGUGAGCCUCUCUACACUCCAGGUGAUCGGCCUCGGCACUUUCGAACGGGGCGUUGGAUGUCUGGCCUUUUCAAAAGCCGAUUCUGGGGUGCAUUUGUCCGUGAUAGACGACUCCAAUGAGCACAUGCUGACAGUCUGGGACUGGCAAAAAAAAUCUAAAAUAGCUGAAAUCAAGACAACGAAUGAAGUGGUGCUAGCUGUGGAAUUCCAUCCGACCGACGCCGGCACAAUAGUGACAUGUGGCAAGUCCCACAUCUUCUUCUGGACGUGGAGCGGCAAUUCUCUAGCCAGAAAGCAGGGGAUAUUUGGGAAAUAUGAGAAGCCAAAGUUUGUGCAGUGUUUAGCCUUCCUUGCAAAUGGAGAUGUCCUUGCCGGAGACUCAGGAGGGAUAAUGCUCAUAUGGAGCAAAACCAAUGUAGAAUCCACGGCUUCCAAAGGUGCAAAAGUUCUAGGUGUCUACCAAAUAAGCAAGCAAAUCAAAGCUCAUGAUGGCAGUGUGUUCACGUUUUGUCAAAUGAGAAAUGGGAUGCUGCUGACUGGAGGCGGCAAGGACCGGAAAGUCAUUAUGUGGGAUCAUGACCUUAAUCCGGAAAGAGAAAUAGAGGUUCCUGACCAAUAUGGUACCAUCCGAGCCGUGGCUGAAGGUAAAGGCGACCAGUUUUUAGUUGGAACAUCCCGGAACUUCGUUCUGCGAGGGACGUUUAACGAUGGCUUCCAAGUAGAAGUUCAGGGUCACACCGAUGAACUUUGGGGACUGGCAACUCAUCCAUUUAAAGACCUGCUCUUAACAUGCGCUCAAGAUAAGCAAGUCUGUUUGUGGAACUCCGUGGACCACUCGCUGGAAUGGACCAGAGUCUUAGACGAGCCGGGACACUGUGCCGAUUUCCACCCCACCGGAACUGUCGUAGCCAUUGGGACACACUCUGGAAGAUGGUUUGUCCUGGAUGCAGAGACAAGAGAUCUGGUAUCAAUACAUACAGACGGUAACGAGCAGCUCUCGGUAAUGAGAUACUCCGUUGAUGGGGCGCUGCUUGCCGUCGGCUCACACGACAACUUCAUUUACCUCUACAACGUGUCGGAGAACGGGAGGAAGUACAGCAGAUAUGGAAAAUGCAGUGGUCAUUCCAGUUACAUCACUCAUCUUGACUGGUCCCCGGAUAAUCAGUACAUCAUGUCUAACUCGGGCGACUAUGAAAUAUUAUACUGGGACAUUCCAAGUGGCUGUAAACUGAUCCGUAAUCGUUCGGACUGCAAAGACAUCAACUGGACAACGUACACGUGUGUGCUAGGAUUUCAAGUAUUCGGAGUGUGGCCGGAAGGAUCCGAUGGAACAGAUAUUAAUGCGCUGGUGCGGUCCCAUAAUAGGAAAGUCAUUGCUGUUGCUGAUGACUUUUGCAAAGUCCACUUAUUUCAGUAUCCCUGCUCCAAACCAAAGGCUUCAAGUCACAAGUACAGCGCUCACAGUAGCCACGUAACCAACGUCAGCUUCACGCAUAGCGACAGCCACUUGAUUUCCACAGGAGGAAAGGACAUGAGUAUCAUGCAGUGGCGACUCAUAGAAAAGCUUUCCCACUCUCAGAAUGACAAUGUUGUGGAAAGCAGCAGUGCAGUAAGUUCACCAGUUGUAAGCGACAAAGUGCUGCAGCCCGACGCUCCCACCACGGUGCCACAAGCUGUAAACGAGGCAACUGAGGAGGAGCAAGCGCCCGCAGAAUCUACGACUCACCCGGAGGAUGCCCUUGAGCAGGAGGAACAGCAGCCUCAGGAUCUCAAUGAUGAGCAGAGUGAAAAGUCCAGUCCACCGACUGAAGAGGCCAAUGGUCACGAACCCUCAGAAGAAGCGAGAGAGGAACAAGCCGACCCGCCUACCGCCAACGAUACCCAAGAAGAUGCCCAGGAUGAUCAUUCACCGUUGUCUUAACAAUGUUGACCACAAUGGUACUUUUCUUUUUAUGUGUAACCUGGUGAUUGUGCUUUCUUAAUGGGAAGAGGGUUUUACUAGCGCGAGCGUAAAUGGCUGCCAGUGUUACACCUGCGCGAGUCUCUAUCGCCUGUUUCAGAUAUGAAACUGUGCCUUGGAAUAAAACGACCCUGUGUCCAAACCAGCCAAAGGUGAAGCCAUAGAGAGUUCUGCAUCUGAUUUGGGGAAAAAAAAAAGGUUUGUUGUAAAUAUUUUGUUGGGUCGUGGUUGGGUCAAUAAGGACAAAAAUAAUCAUAGAAACACGAAAUACAGAAUGUUGCAAAAUAAAAUACAAUUUGUGCAUAAUGUCUAGAUGCAUAUACAUACAGGCCGAAGGCUAAACCGAAAAAGGAAUGAGAAUAUUGUAUUUUUGGCGCUACGUUGGUCAACUCAUAUGCAAAUUUCUUAUGGAUCUACAGUUGCCCUAUUUGCUGCUGGCUCUUUAAGGACUGUUAAUAAUCUAAUAACAUCUGAACAACAUCGCUAACAGCACAGGCAUUGCCGAUCUAGUGUUAUCCUGACCAAGACUUCUUGAAGGGGAUUCCCGUUCACCCACAUCCCAUCUAAUCCUGUACAAUAAACUGGAGAGAACUUCCAUUAAAUUUACAACCCAUGGCAGAUACACAUGAAUAAAUCUCUUGCUGGAAUUUCUAAAUCUUUUUUUUUUUAAACUAUAAUCCUUUUAGGUAAAGCAGGAAAUCUAAUCAUUGAAUUUUAUCAAAGGAUGUAUGAAACCCCCCUGACGCAUUUCGCACACCGCAGGUCUCUUUAUGAGUAAGCAUUUCCUUUUGUUUGUGAAAACUCCGCCUGCACAAACUAUUCAUGUAACUUUCUGCAUUGUUGGAACCUUUUUAGCAUAGUUUAGACCAUGUUUUUCUGUUUUCGAGGGUUGAAAUGAUAAGUCUUAAGUGUGCAAGCGUUUACGUUAUGGCGCCAUUCCAAAGUGCAUCAAAACCGUCAUUCCCUUUUGACUUCUCAGGAGAAUUGCUAUGGAUCAGGUAUUUAGUCAUCUAACAUAUCUACAGGAGAGUUUUUCAGGCUGUGUGCAUGUGUAUAUAGAUAUAUGUUUAUCUUCAUAUUGGUGUGAAUAAAUUCACACGCAAGUUUCUCAAAAUCUACACUAUCGUAUUCUCUUGUUUACAAAGUUCCUAGAGGAAUAAAAUGUAGAUUCCUGUCAAGAAGUGCGUUUAAUCCAGCGUCAUCCAACCUCAGGAUUUUGGAGGACUAACGGUAGGACGGUGCUGCGUUUAAACCCCUUUUAAGAACCAGAGAGUUUGUAGCGAAACGCGUUAGCAACUUCUCUGAGCCAAAAGCUUAUGGUGGCCCAUGUGCUUUCAGUUGUGUCCCUGAAUUUUUUACAAGAAGUGCGUUUAAUCCAGCGUCAUCCAACCUCGGGAUUUUGGAGGACUAAGGGUAGAACAGCGCUGGGUUUGAACCCCUUUUUACCACCAGAGAGUUUGUAGCGAAACGCGUUAGCAACUCCUCUGAGCUAUAAGAUGACUGUGCCCCAUCUGCUUUCAGUUAUGUCCCUGAAUUUUCGUCAAGAAGUGUGUUUAAUCCAGCGUCGUCCAACCUCAGGAUUUUGGAGGACUAACGGUAGGACAGUACUGCGUUUAACCCCUUUUUACCACCAGAGAGUUUGUAGCGAAACGCGUUAGCAACUCCUCUGAGCCAAAAGGUUACGGUGCCCCAUGUGCUUUCAGUUAUGUCCCUGAAUUUUCGCGAAGAAGUGAAUUUAAUGUAGAGUCAUCCAACCUCAGGAUAUUGGAGGACUAACGGUAGGACAGCACUGCGUUUAAACACCUUUUAAGCACCAGAGAGCUUGUAGCGAAACGCGUUAGCAACUCCUCUGAGACAAAAGCUACGGUGGCCCAUGUGCUUUCAGUUAUGUCCCUGAAUUUUUUACAAGAAGUGCGUUUAAUCCAGCGUCAUCCAACCUCGGGAUUUUGGAGGACUAACGGUAGAACAGCGCUGGGUUUGAACCCCUUUUUACCACCAGAGAGUUUGUAGCGAAACGCGUUAGCAACUCCUCUGAGCCAAAAGGUGACGGUGCCCCAUGUGCUUUCAGUUAUGUCCCUAAAUUUUCGUGAAGAAGUGAAUUUAAUGUAGAGUCGUCCAACCUCAGGAUAUUGGAGGACUAACGGUAGGACAGCACUGCGUUUAAACACCUUUUAAGCACCAGAGAGCUUGUAGCGAAAUGCGUUAGCAACUCCUCUGAGACAAAAGCUACGGUGGCCCAUGUGCUUUCAGUUAUGUCCCUGAAUUUUUGUCAAGAAGUGCGUUUAAUCCAGCACUGUCCAAUUUUGGGAUUUUGGAGGACUAAGGGUAGGACAGCACUUCCGUUAAACCCCUUUUAAGCCCCAGAGGGUUUGUAGCGAAACGCGUUAGCAGCUCCUCUGAGCCAAAAGGUUACAGCGCCCCGUGUGCUUUCAGUUAUGUCCCUGAAUUUUCAUUUAAGACUAAACUGGAAAAACAAUUGAAGACAAAAGAUAAGGGUUAAAAAAAACAAAGAUAUAUAUUAGUACAAUAUAGACUCUAAAUACACAUUUCUUUAAAGGAAAAAAAAAAUCAAAGUAAUAGUUGGCGUUUAAAGGAAGAAGCGUUUUGUACGGUUUAUGGAAAGUUCUAAUAUGCAAAAAAGCUUUACAGCCUUUAUAACGUCGGCAACGGUUUUUAAUGUAAUUAAAUAUGUGAUGAUUGGGGAGGGGCAGGGGAUCGAAAUAUGUAACUGUAGAUGUUUUUUUUGGGGUAGAAUAUUGUGAAUGAAAUCUGAAUACGCGUGUUUCUUGUGAAGAUGUUUGAGCCAUUUCUAUCUCAUGCAUUCCUGUCCGACGACAGUAACAUUUGUUUUUUUUUUAUUUCUUUUGGAAAUUAAAAGCAAAAUAAAAUAUCUUUCGGUA